CGACAGUACUCUUUCAAUCGAUUUGUACUUUGUAAAGUUCAUUGUAAAGGUAGAAAGACAGAAAAUCUCGUUGGCGUAUUCUUAUGUAUUUUGAUUCUUUUUCGUAAGUGAAUUCAAAUUUUUCAAAUUGUCAACUUGUUCUGAUGAAAUUCAUGACGUAAAUCAACAUUCGAUUUUCGAAAGUACGUCAUCUGCCGUGUGAAUUGUGAUCGUGCGCAGCGCGACGAUGUUGUCGAUUUUAUCCAUGAACUUUUCGAGAAAGCGUAUCGUGCGUGCGCUCAAAUCUACUUACGAAUUCCGAAGUCCGUGUGAAGAGCUCAAAGUGCGUCGUUCGCGCAUCGGGGGCGUCGGCGUAAAAUGUCAGCACAGCUAAGCAUGCAAGACAAGAAGGAUUUAGAGAAGUUUACCAAAUAUCUUGCGUUGAGGGCUGCCCAAGUCAUAGUGCAGUCAAGAUCGGGCCAGAAAGUCAACACCACGUGCAAGCCGGACUCAUCAGCUGGCGACUGGGUAAAAUUUAAUCUGGCAAUAAAAGAACUACCAGAAGUGUCAGCUGAUGCUAAAAGGGCACUAUGUGGAGAGAUAGUAAGCUCAGCUGUACCUCUAUGCAUAGAAAUUUCUCUAAAAACAGUAGAGGGUGAUAAGAUGGUUUUAGAAACUUGGAGUCUCAGCGUUUUGCCAGAGCAAAGUGAUCCGGCUAUACGAGUAACAUAUACUGUGUAUAACAGAAUGGGGAUUUUAUUGAAGUCCUUGCUUUCUGUAUCGAGAGUUACGCCUGCUUACAAAUUGAGCAGACGUCAAGGACCUGACUCCUAUACCAUGUGCUAUCGAAUAUACAUGGGAGAGCCUCAGCUACAUAAUUUAGGUGAUAACUAUAAACAUGUAAGAGUAGGUCAAUUGUGUACUCCAGUAGGUACUAUACAUCUAUCAGUUUCUUAUAGAACAAAAAUGACAAUAUCGCCCACUCAUAAGGGACGAGAUUCUAUCAUGCUUAAGAGCGAUCAUUUUCAUUCAGACUUAAGUCCGCGUCAUGCACGAUAUCAGCAAAGCGAAGAAACGUCAAAGUCACUUAGUGACACCAUCAAAGUUGGUGCAUUUGUGAUAAACAAGCCUGUUAUUGUCAAUGAGGAAGAUCUCGUGAUACCAGACGUACCAUUCAGUUCGCUAUUAACACCCAAACAAACGUCGCCUCCUCCAAUAUCACUAGUAGAACCUAAUUCGAAGACUACAAUGGCAGCUCUUACAACUGAUAGCAACAAUGGAAAUAACGAGAGACUUAAUAAUGAUAAUACAACUUCGAAAUGCGCAUCCCAAAACGGAUCUAGAAGGAGUAGUUGUUCAAUGACUAGCGCCAACGAUGAUUUUAUUAUGGUAGAUUUGAAAACUCCAUUCGCUGUCACGAAUACCAAUAGCGAUGUAGGAGCGUUUUAUCGAGAGUGUCAAAGCGCUCCACAAUUGCAAGCCUUUAUGGAAGAAAGGACACUUGCGGAACAAUUGGGAGAUCUCACUAAACAAUUGGAAACAUUUGAGACAAACAUGCAACACUACGAGGACUUUUUGUCAUCUUUGUAUCACACAGAAAAUAAUAAUUAAAGUUAGAGAGUCUGCAGAUAAGACCGAUUUAAACAAAGAUUUGAUUGUACACUUUUGUGUAUAAAUCAGUUAUAGUGGAUGUACAUUAAAUGAACAAUGUGAAUAUUUCAUUUCCUGUGCUGAUUUUUUUCAUGUUUGUAAUAAAUAUUUAGAUAAAUUUGGUAUUUUCUGCAUGUGCAAUGCAACUACGAUAAAGAUGUCUGACGAUUACUGCAUGUUUUUUUUUAUUAUAAUCUAAUUUGUCCUUUGUAGUCACUGGGGGUACAGGGAACUAUAGAAGAUAUCACGUAUUAAUGGAUCCAUACGAAACUAAUAAGGAUCAACAAUAAAAAAAGCAUAACGUUUUCCUUUUAAUUUACUGAUAAGAAAUAGAACGUAUAUUCAUGUUUGGACUUUGUCUA
Trachymyrmex septentrionalis is the source of this 1991-nucleotide messenger RNA. It is a transcript of the gene Atg13, whose product is annotated as autophagy-related protein 13 homolog. The record is from RefSeq and is a predicted model, not a curated record. Gene Ontology annotation, cellular component: phagophore assembly site; extrinsic component of membrane; cytosol. Lineage: Eukaryota; Metazoa; Arthropoda; Insecta; Hymenoptera; Formicidae. Bases 358 to 1590 code for a protein of 410 amino acids. The transcript has 6 exons. Gene Ontology annotation, biological process: piecemeal microautophagy of the nucleus; protein localization to phagophore assembly site; autophagosome assembly.